AUGUUGGAUAGACAUAAUCGUCACGUCAAAGCUUUCAGGACGGUACAAGAUAAGUUUGGAAGUCUUGGGGAUACCAGUGGUUUACGGUUAAAACUGGAAUAUGAUAGAACAUCAGAUGGACGUACUACUAAUUUUCCAACUGCAAAAGAAGUUGCUGCGUUGGUACCUAAUGAUUUCGAUGUUGGAAUCGAAACACGAGAUAUAAUUAUUGAAAGUAGGUCUGGAAGAUUGAAGAGAAUCAGUGAAUUGCAUCCUGCUUAUUUGCCUUUACAAUAUCCAUUGUUGUUUCCAUAUGGUGAAGAUGGAUUUAGACUCGGUAUAGAUAUUGGAUAUGUAGAUAAGAAGGGGAAGAAACGUUUGACGAUUACUAUGAGAGAGUUCUUUGCUUUUCGGGUUCAAGAGAGGUUUGGAGAAUCUCCAACAAUUGUAAUGUCCGGAAGAUUGUACCAACAGUUUUUGGUUGACGCGUUCACGAUGAUCGAGACGAAUAGACUUCGCUUCAUAUCAAUGAAUCCACAGAAACUUCGAUCCGAGAUUUUCGAUAAUAUAAAGGAUGCCGCUGAUAAAGGAAAUUCUGAUCUUUCUGAGAAAGGUAGAAGAAUUUUCAUUCCUGCUUCUUUUACUGGUGGUACAAGAGAUAUGCUUCAACAUUAUCUGGACACUAUGGCCACGUGUAAACAUUUUGGAUUUCCAGAUUUGUUCAUCACGUUCACAUGUAAUCCAAAAUGGCCUGAAAUUACUAGGCAUUUACAAAGACAUAAUUUGAAAGCAGAAGAUAGACCAGACCUAUGCGCUCGAGUAUUCAAAAUGAAACUUGAUGAUCUCAUGUACGAGCUAACUAAAAAAAAUGUCUUGGGAGUUGUAAAUGCUGCAAUAUAUACAAUAGAGUUCCAGAAGAGAGGACUUCCUCAUGCUCAUAUCGUUCUUUUUUUGAGGCCCGAAGACAAACUACCAACUGGUGAUGAUAUCGACAAGAUUAUAUGUGCUGAGAUUCCUGAUAAGGAAACUGAUCCUCAUCUAUAUGAAAUUAUUGGUGAUGUGAUGAUGCACGGACCAUGUGGUGCUUUGGAUAGGGAUAGUGUUUGUAUGGCUGAUGGUAGAUGUACCAAAUUUUUUCCAAAGGCAUUUAGUCCUGUUACUAAAGUUGAUGAUGUUGGAUACCCGAUAUACAGGAGACGUGAAGACAAGAGAUUUGUAACGAGGAAAGGAUUCAAUUGUGACAAUGGCUAUGUGGUUCCGUAUAACAGAGAACUUUAUAUUCGAUAUCGAGCUCGUAUUAAUGUGGAAUGGUGUAUACAAUCGCGUUCUGUCAAGUAUCUUUUUAAAUAUAUUCAUAAAAGAGCUGAUUAUGUUCGCGCAGUAGUAGGCAAAGAUGACGAAGAUGAUGAAGUUAAGAAGCAUUUCAACUGUAGGUAUAUAUCACCUGGCGAGUCUAUAUGGAGGAUCGAGGGUUAUGAUACACAUAGUCGUACAGUUUCUGUGACAAAACUCCCGUUUCAUCUGCCGAAUCAGCAUUUAAUUAUAUACAAUGAAGAUGAUCCUGCUGAAGAAGUGGUUAGAACGUGUUACCGUUGGAAAUGGAAACCAAGGAAGAAAGGGAAAACUAUUGGUAGGAUCACCUAUGUUCCUAUGUCUGUAGGAGAGGCUUAUUAUUUGAGGCUCUUGCUCAAUAUAGUUAUAGGUCCAACGUGUUUCGAAGAUAUAAGAACGGUUAAAGGGCAUCAUUAUGAUACAUUCAAAGAAGUUUGUUUUGUCCUUGGGUUACUCGAUGACGACAAAGAAUACAUUGAGGCUAUAAAAGAUGCAAGUUUAUGGGUUAGUACAAUAACUAGGAUUGGUUGUAGUUAUGCUGACUACAAGAAGUGUUUCUAUGCCUUCGAGUGGGAUGCUACUUGGGAUAUUUUAUCCGAAGACGUGUUAUAUACUCAAAGAAAAUUUCAAAAAAAACCAGAUCUUAGGCUGUCUACUGAGCAGGUUAAAAACCUUUGCUUAGCUGAGAUAGAGAUGCUUCUGCGUACUGCUGGAAGUUCUCUUACAGAUUUUUCAUGUAUGCUGUAUCUAGAUGAUUUGGAUAUGACUAUACGCGGUAAUCCUCUUAUUCGUGAUGAAAAAAGUUAUGAUCGAGAUUAUUUGCGAGUUAGACAUGAUGAGUUGUUUGCCACGAUAACUGAUGAACAACGACUUAUCUAUGAUGAGAUUCUAGAAGCUGUUUAUUCAGGCUCUGGCGGAAGGUUUUUUGUUUAUGGUUUUGGUGGUACCGGAAAAACGUAUCUAUGGAGCUUAUUAGGAGCCGCGUUACGUUCAAAAGGUGAUAUUGUUCUUAAUGUUGCAUCAAGUGGAAUUGCUGCUUUGUUAUUGCAAGGAGGUCGAACGGCCCAUUCGAGAUUUGCAAUUCCAAUUGUUGUUAAUCGUUUUACGACGUGUGCAAUCAAAUCUCAAUCAAACCUUGCAGAACUGAUCGAUGCAUCUAAACUGAUAAUAUGGGAUGAAGCAUUAAUGAUGAGUAGAGAUUGUUACGAGACAUUGGAUAGAACCUUGAAAGAUAUAUUAAAAUGUGACAAGCCUUUUGGUGGUAAAGUUAUCGUUUUUGGUGGAGAUUUCAGGCAAAUUUUGCUUGUUAUUCCAAACGCAGGCAAAACAGAGAUUCUUAUGGCUACUCCCUUUGGUUUGGAUGUAAAGUGUUGA
This is a messenger RNA of Eutrema salsugineum, 2685 nucleotides long. RefSeq lists its product as uncharacterized. The transcript is spliced from 5 exons. Lineage: Eukaryota; Viridiplantae; Streptophyta; Magnoliopsida; Brassicales; Brassicaceae. Bases 1 to 2685 code for a protein of 894 amino acids. The record is from RefSeq and is a predicted model, not a curated record. Gene Ontology annotation, molecular function: DNA helicase activity. Gene Ontology annotation, biological process: telomere maintenance; DNA repair.